Molecule: messenger RNA, 1020 nt
Organism: Eruca vesicaria subsp. sativa (arugula)
Lineage: Eukaryota; Viridiplantae; Streptophyta; Magnoliopsida; Brassicales; Brassicaceae
Source: the annotation of a GenBank genome assembly
AUGAGAAACCAAGAAGUCUACAAAAACCCACUCGAUUCUCUUCUAACGCGCCAUCUUCUUUCUCUGUUUGAGCUUUUAUCGGAUUCGAUUAGAAGAUUUUCGAAUUGUAUCAAACUGAAGACCUUUCCGGAAAAGGUUAGGUCAUUAUGCGAGAAAGCCAAGGAGAUCUUAAUGGAUGAAAGCAACGUUCAGAAUGAAGAUUUAGUGUAUUGGGCUGUUGAUUUGUCUUCUGAACAAGAACACGGCGUCGUUUUGGAGUUGGGAAGUAAGAAGCUCUGUUUCGUUGAGGUUAGGACAUUAAUGGUGGCUGCUGAUUGGGAGGAUGAACGAGCUAUGGAUGAGUUAGCUAUUGAAGGACAUGCGAGAGCAUUGCUUGAGUGGCAUAAAGUGUCACGCUUUUGUGGAGCUUGUGGAGGUUUAACUGUUCCAAAGGAAGCUGAGAGAAGAAAACAAUGCUCAAACGAGGCUUGUGGAAAGAGGGUUUAUCCCCGGGUUGACCCGGUGGUUAUAAUGUUGGUUAUUGAUCGAGAGAAUGAUCGUGCGCUUUUGAGUAGACAAGCUAGGUUUGUGCCGAGAAUGUGGAGUUGUUUAGCUGGAUUUAUUGAGCCAGGGGAAAGCUUAGAAGAGGUUGUGAGGCGAGAGACAUGGGAAGAGACUGGGAUUGAAGUAGGAGAAAUAGUCUAUCACAGCUCUCAACCUUGGCCUGGUCACAGAGAAAGAGUACCAAGAGAAGUCUACUUUUGCACAUUGUUUACUCCAAACGCAAGGUUUGAUGUCUCUGGACUAGCUCCAGCUUCUGAGUAUUGCUUCAAGGUUGUGUCCUUUAGCGGAACACGAGAACUUGGAGUCGAUGUGAUCAAUGUAAUGACUCGUAGCCCUGAAGAAAGAAGCGAAAGCCUCUCACAAAUUGUAGCACAUUGUCUUCUAACCCUUCUUCUGUUGAAGCUGAGUCCAGUGCUCCUCAGACCUACAAACCUGGGGAAAAUACUGCAAAAAGAACAAUGGAGGCAGAGAUUCUGA